Messenger RNA from Mytilinidion resinicola, 933 nucleotides. RefSeq names its product ankyrin. Gene Ontology annotation, molecular function: protein binding. The transcript is spliced from 4 exons. NCBI's taxonomy places the organism in Eukaryota, Fungi, Ascomycota, Dothideomycetes, Mytilinidiales, Mytilinidiaceae. The coding region runs from base 76 to 933 and encodes 285 amino acids. The record is from RefSeq and is a predicted model, not a curated record.
CCACCAUUCCCCUCCCCAAAGAGCUCUCCAAGACACCACAAUGCCGACCUCCGUUCGCUCGCUACUUAAUUUAAGAUGAUCGACGUCCCCCGCCGCCUCCGCCGUGCCAUCCUCCUCAACGACCUUUCCCUCGUGAAGCGCAUUGUACGCAACAACCCGACUUUUCUGCGCAAUCCAGACUUUGGGGAUAAGAGCAAUACUAGUCUACACCUUGCGGCGAAGCAGGGGUUUAGGGAGAUUGCUGAAUUCCUCAUCGACGCCGGCCACGAAGAUGAAGGCGUAAGCCGCAACGGCGACUGGGAGACCCCCCUCAUGCUCGCCGCGUCGUCCGGCAAAGCAGACGUCGGCGUGCUCCUCGUCGAGCGCUUCCCGGAAUGCGUGCCGUGGGAGAAUAAGGAGGGGAUGGAUGCCCUCAUGCUCGCCUCCCGCACCGGCACCCUCCCUCUCCUCCCCCCGCUCCUCCACACCUCCCCCACGAUCAUCUCCCACCACGACGCCUCUGGCAACACGGCCCUGCACCACGCCUCUGCCGCCGGCGAGCUCAAAGCCCUCCGCAUGCUGCUGACCUACGGCGCGAACCCCCUCGCGCAGAACGCGUACUCGUGGACCCCGGUGCACUACUCCGCGACCCAGGCCGCGGAAGUAUACUUCAAGAACCUCGUCGGGGAGUUCGAGAGGCAAAGGGUGGAACUUGGUAGGGAGAAGCGUGAGAGAGAGAGACAGAGAUUGGGGGGGGUGAGGCUGGUGACGAGUGAGGACGCGAUGGCGGGGAUGAGGGGGGGCAGGGCGAGCUUGGAUGAUGGGGAGGUGCUGAAGCCGCCGAGUGUGGAGUGGAGUCCGGUAGAGAGUAGGAGGGCGAUGACGCCGACGGCGAGGAGUGAGGGGUGGUUUGGGGGGAAUGGGGGCCGGGCGAGGGCGAGUAGUGGGGAUUAG